Molecule: messenger RNA, 3183 nt
Organism: Boleophthalmus pectinirostris (great blue-spotted mudskipper)
Lineage: Eukaryota; Metazoa; Chordata; Actinopteri; Gobiiformes; Gobiidae
Product: TRPM8 channel-associated factor homolog
Exons: 13
Coding region: 288-2870 (860 amino acids)
Source: RefSeq, a predicted model, not a curated record
GUCCGCCUGUCCCCGCUCCUCUUUCGGCUGCAGAAGCUCCGGGAGUGACAGCGGUGACCUUAGCGCAAAACGGGGGAGUCACGAAGCACACGCCCCUCGCCGCUGAUUGGUGCAGAGGGAGUAAGAGCUUGCAUCUGAUUGGAUUCUAACUGGACGACUGACAGCGGGAUUCUACUCACAACCAUGAUGGAUUAUAAGGGCAUUCUCUCUGCUUAAAAAGUGAGCAGACUGUGUGGGGGAUCACACAUCUCAUUGGACCGGACACAUCACAGGUGGUCACUGCAAACAUGUGGGGCCAUGGUUCAGAACUGACUCUCCUCGUGAUGUACACCAUGUUAUGCUUCUUGAUAUAUGGUCCAGAUGUCACUAUGGCCACCUCUGAAUCUCAACAACAGGCCUAUUCUUCCAUAAUGAAUGGCAUCACAGAGGUGAAUUUCGAAGGCUCCUCAGUCCCUGGAAUAUUCAUUUUAAGUGGGGACCAUUCGUUUCCCCUGGUGACAAACAGUGAAGGCAAAGUCCAGGCUGCUGCUUCAUUGUACGGCGAGGGGCGCUUGGUCGCUUUGUGUCACGAAACCUUCCUGACAACCUUACCCAAUCUGGUGGAAAACUCCUUGAACUGGCUGAGGGGAGACUCGAACAACAUGAGUAUAGGAGUACAUGAGAGUGUCAGAGGAGUAGCCGACAGUCCCUUCAAGACAAACUUUCAAAUCAGAGUUAUGCAGAAGUUUAGUGGUGACCAAGGAAUCAAGGUGUUUGUAACAGAUGCCUUCAGUGUGGAGGGAAGUGAGAAAGAGAUAAUAGCGUUUAUGAAAGCUGGAGGAGGGGUGCUGAUAGCGGCACAGGCUUGGCACUGGGCUUAUCGACACCCAGGUGGCAAUGCUCUACUCGAAUACUGGGGCAACAAAGUCUCCUCAGUGGCUGGUGUGUACUUCUUUCCAGAGUCUGGAGAAAGAAAGAGAAUUAGCAUCGAACCACGAAUCCCAUCCUGGAAGAAUGUUGAGGUCAGUGACAGUUUUACAAAGGACCGGAAGAAUCUGCUUAACGGCGUGUCUGAAUUGAGUUUCGGUAAGACUUCUUUGGGCUCUGAAAUCCUGGUGCAUGGCCCUCUGUCUUUCCCCAUUGCCUGGGACAACAGUCAAGUCUUUCUGGCUGGAGGCUACUACGGCAAAGGCAGAAUCAUCGCAACUGCACAUGAGAACCUACUGGUCACUAAUGAAAAGUUUUGGGAUAAUGCUCUUCACUGGCUGGAUCAGGGUCGAAUGGGGGUGAUUGGUGUGGACGAUUAUCACACGCUCCCUCCUCUCCUAAACUCUGGGCUGAAUAUUGAGGUGACAGAGUUCAGGCCUGGGCUCAGUGUGUACUUGGCCACGACCUGGAAGGACACCUACAUCAGGGAAAUGUUGGAGUUUGUGGCAGAGGGAGGAGGGCUGGUGGUCGGAGGACAAGCCUGGACUUUCAUUCAACGAAGCGACUUAAACUAUCUGACGAACUGCCCCGGAAACAAAAUACUCAACCCAAUGGGACUAACUCAGUUGUCAACAAAAGUGAGUGGAGGCAUCUACAAAGCUCCUGACCCCAGUGCGCCUGUGAAAGAUCAUCACUUCAGUCAUCUCCUGAAGCUUUUUGUUGGUUAUAUGCUGGAGGACAAAGCUCUGACUCCAGAAGACGAGCAGACACUAUCAGCCCGGACACUCCACAUAUCCUCCUUCCUGCAGAUCCAUAAUCACCAGAGUUAUUUCUAUCAGCAGACAGUGUCCAAACUUGUGGACAUUUUUAAAAAGGCAGGAUUGCCCCAGGCGAGUCGUGAUUCCCCAGCAACCAACACCAGGGACAAGCUCCUCCUGAGCCUGGCAGCAGAGGUGCACAAGGUCUGCCCUGAUCCAGAUGACCUCAAACAAAGUCUCCUCAGACAUACACAGCUGCUCACGGUCCAGGACCUACGGGUGAGAGUGAGUGUUGACACUGGAGAUGGAGAGGAGUGGGUGAGCACUGGGCUCUACCUGCCUCCUGCAUUUAAGAGCAACAUCACCUUCCCAACAGAGAUGGUCAAGAAGGGAUGGAAGGUGCAGAUCAGCUGUCAAAGUGACACACUUUACCAUAAGGACGAUUUGUACAGAGCCCCGGCAGUUACAGAGAGGUUUCCAGUCCUUUCUCAGACGAUGCAGGUGCAGAACUUUUGGGGGGGCCUCAUUUACCUGAUAGCACCUUCCAACACUAAGCUGACUGGAGUGGAUGUCGUAGUUCACCAGGCUGUCCGUGCUCCGUAUUAUAAAUCUGGUUUAAUGCACGCUGGUUACCCUGUGAUGGCGCAAACCCCUAAAGCUGCUGUUGUGACGAGUCUUUCAGAGAUUCAGAAAGAAGGACUUUGGGGUCCCCUCCACGAACUGGGACACAACCAGCAGAGAUGGCAAACGGAGUUUUCCCCUCACACCAACGAGGCCACAUGUAAUCUGUGGUCUGUGUUCAUAACUGAAACUGUGCUCGGGUUUACCAAGGACAUGUACCAGGCGGCUGAACUGACCCAUGAAUAUCGAAAUGGCAUUAUAGAAACUUAUGUGAAUAAUGGCAGAAAACUGGAUGACUGGAACACAUGGCUGGCACUGGAGACUUAUUUACAGCUUCAGGAGAAGUUUGGCUGGGAGCCGUUUAAGAAAGUCUUUGCUGCAUACCACGCCAUGGACGACGCUACAAUCCCCUGGGACAACCCAGGCAAGAUGAACCUGUACACAGUGACCUUCUCUGAGGUGGUGGGCAUGGACCUCACUGGGUUCCUCAAGUCCUGGGGUUGGCCUAUAGAGAGCGCCACGGAGCAGAAACUCUCCAAGCUGCCUGCCUGGACUGACCACCCCAUGGCCAAGUAUAACAAAUAAAAAUAGAUUAUUCACUUCACACAGGUUAAGCAGGUUUUAAAUUUGACAUAUCUGCAGAGAUAUUUUGUGUUUAAUAACUUCAGAGAGAGCUGAUGUUGACUGGAGGUGCUGUUCUUUCUAAAUUUAUGUUACUCAAGUUGGACUUUAAUCUGUUUUAAUACACCCUGACCAUAAUAAAGAACUUACUUAUUUGGAACUACAACAGAUGAGUUGAUUUGUGCUCUUAAACAAGUCCCUCUCAAAUAGAAUUACAGUCACACGCAAACAGUUUUUCAUUUAGUCACUUUAAUUGUUUUUGUAGAAUGUCAAACAU